Molecule: messenger RNA, 2643 nt
Organism: Xyrauchen texanus (razorback sucker)
Lineage: Eukaryota; Metazoa; Chordata; Actinopteri; Cypriniformes; Catostomidae
Product: GATA-binding factor 2-like
Exons: 6
Coding region: 497-1867 (456 amino acids)
Biological process (GO): positive regulation of miRNA transcription; negative regulation of transcription by RNA polymerase II; positive regulation of transcription by RNA polymerase II
Cellular component (GO): nucleus
Molecular function (GO): RNA polymerase II cis-regulatory region sequence-specific DNA binding; DNA-binding transcription factor activity, RNA polymerase II-specific; zinc ion binding
Source: RefSeq, a predicted model, not a curated record
GUUCCGACAGAACACAGGCACAAUUCAUUAAUGAAACUUCGCUCCGCGUCAGACAACCGCAGAGUUUUUAGGGAGAGCUUUAACAAUUGGCCUGCAGACAGUGCAAGCAGUACCGAAUUACGAAUGUCAACAGACAUCUUGAGGAUUAACAUUCUUUGAAAAGGACUAACACGGGAUAAAAUAAACAGUGGAUUGAAGUGCUGAAAUGCUACUUUGCGCCGUGUUCCUGAGGAUUGUUGAAAGAAAAGAAGCAGGACGUAUAUCCCCCAAAAUUAAGGGCAUUUGAAGAAAGUGAAUAGGGCAUAACAGAAUUUUUUUCCCCCUUUUCUUUUUUUUUUUUUUUUUUUUUUUUUAAGUUAAAUACAGUAGGCUAAUUACAAAUAUUUUAACAAUCUACGGUACCAUAGUGGUCUUCUGGGGUCUGUUAGAAUCCAAUACGUUUUUAGUAGCCAUCUCAAACGUUUCGAAACAUUUUCUAAGAAAGGACCCUUUAGACAUGGAGGUUGCGGCCGAUCAGUCUCGAUGGAUGGCCCAUCAUCAUGCGGUACUCAACAGCCAGCACCCAGAGUCCCAUCACCACGGGCUUACACACAAUUACAUGGAGCCCAUGGCGCCUCUUCUGCCCCCGGACGAGGUGGAUGUGUUCUUGAAUCACUUGGACUCGCAGGGCAACCCCUACUACUCCAACUCUCGGGCUAGAGUCUCUUACGGACAAGCGCACGCUCGUCUCACGGGAAGUCAGGUCUGCCGGCCACACCUCAUACACAGUCCCGGUAUCCCGUGGCUGGACAGCGGGAAGGCAGCGCUCUCCGCCGCCCACCACAACGCCUGGGCGGUCAGUCACUUCAGCAAGCCCGGCCUACACCACGCUAGCGCCGGUUAUCCGUGCAGCAGCAGCUCCAGCACCGCUCCCGUUUCCUCCCUCACAUCCGCAACCCACUCUAGUCCGCAUCCCCUCUAUAAUUUCCCCCCAACCCCUCCGAAAGACGUCUCACCCGACCCUGGUCCUUCUUCCCCGACAUCCACCACUACAAGAAUGGACGAAAAGGAGUCCAUUAAGUACCAUGUGUCCAUAGCUGAUGGGAUGAAAAUGGAGGGAUGUAGCCCUCUCCGGGGAAGCCUUGCAAUGAGUGCCCAAACACAGUCCACGCAUCAUCCCAUCCCAACCUACCCGACAUACUCUCUACCCACGCCGCACGAGUACGGCGGCGGUCUGUUUCACCCGGGUACACUCCUCAGUGGAUCAGCUUCCAGUUUCGCACCUAAAUGUAAAAGCAAGACACGAUCGUGCUCAGAGGGGCGUGAGUGUGUGAACUGCGGAGCCACCUCCACCCCACUGUGGCGGCGGGAUGGAACGGGCCACUACCUCUGCAACGCGUGUGGCUUGUAUCACAAGAUGAACGGCCAGAACCGGCCCCUCAUCAAGCCAAAGCGCAGACUGUCUGCUGCAAGGCGAGCCGGCACCUGCUGCGCGAACUGCCAGACAACCACGACCACACUGUGGCGGCGCAACGGGAACGGUGACCCGGUGUGCAACGCCUGCGGGCUCUACUACAAACUUCACAACGUCAACAGACCACUGACCAUGAAAAAAGAGGGCAUCCAAACACGCAACCGCAAGAUGUCCAGCAAGUCCAAGAGGAGUAAGCGAUCCGGCGAGGGUUUCGAAGAGUUUUCCAAGUGCAUGCAGGACAAGACCUCUCCGUUUGGCAGUGCCAGUGCUCUGGCAAGCCACAUGCCACAUAUGGGCCACCUGCCACCUUUCAGCCAUUCCGGGCACAUGCUGCCCACACCGACUCCCAUACACCCAACGUUCGGUCACCCUCACCAUUCCACCCGCUCUCCUGCCUGGGCUGAACCUCACUGAAGUCCCACAUUCUCACAGCAUCCCCUCUACAGAGGCCUUGCAUUAGCUUCUCCAUACCGAACAUCCCCAUGCACCCCCUGUCAAGAAAUCUUCCACAUGGCGAGGGAUGCGAAGAGGUUUGCAUUGGGUUAGUUCCUGGUUGGACACUGCUGAGGAAGGUGUCAUCACAUCAACGACCACGUCAACUUGUAUAGAGGACGGUUUUGCGCAUUUAAAAACACCUCUUCUUCUAAUGGCUCACAAGAUGCUGAGGAUGUUCACAGAUAGAGCAGAGAGUGAGAGAGAGCUUUGUUUGCUUUUAGCUUCUCACGUUGGUACUGUCCUGAAAGAGAGGAUGUGUUUUUACAGAAUCAUUGUGUGGCAGUUCCAUUGAGGACAGUCAUUUCUGGACUUCUUAGAUUUGGCUCUCUGCAAGGACUCACUCUUACUGACUGUGUACAUGAAGAGUCAAGAGAGAGAGAGAGAGAGAGAGAGAGAACAUUAACUUUAUCCCCCUAACAUGCUGGAAUACACCCCCUUGGGCAUGACUGCCACUGAAUGGACUCUAUGGAUACGACUUAAAAACAAACAAAUGUUUAUAAAGGUUAAUUGUUAUUAUCGUUAUUGUUAUAAUUGUUAUUAUGAUAAUUUAUUUUCACUCUAUCUCUUUUUUCGCUUUCCUCAGAGCACAUUGUUAUAUUAUAAAUAUUAUUUGAUUGUUAUUGAUGAAAAUGAGCUGUACGUUUUUAUCAUUUUCCAUUACACAAAUAAAGGAAAUAAAGUUUUAAUACUUAAUA